UAGACCGUCAGCUGACCCGAAAAUCUCUGGAUAAGGGGCCCCGCCGCUCAGCCCUGCCUUCAAAAACCCCCGGGGCGGCGGCGAGGCCGGGCGUCGCGGCGUCGCCGGCUGCAGCAGCGCGAGCCCCCGGCCUGCCCCGCAUCGCCCCGCGGCAUCCCGCAUCCCGCAUCCCGCAUCCGCCUCCCGCAUCCCGCAUCGCCAUGGCGCCCCGCGGCCUCCUCCUGCUGCUGCUGCUGCUGCUCUGCGCCGCCGGGCCCGCCGCCGCGCUCAUCAGGAUCCCGCUGACCAAGUUCCCCUCCAUGCGGCGGGUGCUCAGCGAGGUGGGCAGCGACAUCCCCGACCUCGACGCCGCCACCCGGUUCCUGAAGCACAAGCUGGGCUUCGCCGCGGAGCCCACGCCGGAGAUCCUCAAAAACUACAUGGACGCGCAGUACUACGGCGAGAUCGGCAUCGGGACCCCGCCGCAGAAGUUCACGGUGGUCUUCGACACCGGCUCCUCCAACCUGUGGGUGCCGUCCGUGCACUGUCACCUGCUGGACAUCGCCUGCCUGCUGCACCACAAGUACGACGCCUCCAAGUCCAGCAGCUACGUGAAGAACGGCACCGAGUUCGCCAUCCACUACGGCACCGGGAGCCUCUCCGGGUACCUGAGCCAGGACACCGUGACGCUGGGUGACUUGAAAAUCAAGGACCAGAUGUUUGGGGAGGCCGUGAAGCAGCCAGGCAUCACCUUCAUUGCCGCCAAGUUUGACGGCAUCUUGGGCAUGGCGUUCCCCAAGAUCUCCGUGGACAAGGUCACCCCUUUCUUCGACAACGUCAUGCAGCAGAAGCUGAUUGAGAAAAACAUCUUCUCCUUCUACCUGAACAGGGACCCCACCGCUCAGCCUGGCGGGGAGCUGCUCCUGGGGGGGACUGACCCCAAGUAUUACAGCGGCGAGUUCAGCUGGGUGAACGUCACGCGCAAAGCCUACUGGCAGGUCCACAUGGACGCGGUGGACGUCGCCAACGGGCUGACGCUGUGCAAGGGGGGCUGCGAGGCCAUCGUGGACACGGGCACCUCGCUCAUCACCGGCCCCACCAAGGAGGUGAAGGAGCUGCAGAAGGCCAUCGGCGCUAAGCCCCUCAUCAAAGGCCAGUACGUGAUCCCCUGCGACAAGGUGUCCUCUCUGCCCGCGGUGACGCUCACGCUGGGAGGGAAGCCCUACCAGCUCACCGGGGACCAGUAUGUCUUCAAGGUUUCUGCGCAGGGGGAGACCAUCUGCCUGAGUGGGUUUUCAGGCCUGGAUGUCCCACCCCCCGGCGGCCCGCUCUGGAUCCUGGGUGAUGUCUUCAUCGGUCCCUACUACACCGUCUUUGACCGUGAUAACAACUCUGUUGGCUUUGCCAAGUGCGUCUAAGCGCCUGACCCACACUGCCUCUGCCACACACACUUACACACACGCACGGGAGCUGUAGAGAAUGAUUACCAGGGUUGGCAACCCAGUGAGGAAGAGAAAAAGAAGUGGAGCUAGAUUUAAAUUUGCAAGGAAAAUAAUCAUUGUUAGUGCCCUGCUAGCUACGUUUUCCCCUCUGUCGAGUAAGUGGUGCUGGAACAGCUCUAGUUGACAACUCCAGCUAGAGUAGCUCCUUGCUUUACUAUUAGAUCUUCCGGUAUUUGUUUUUAAUGUUGAUUCUCAAAGCUGCGCAAUGCCCUCUCGUGUCUCCCAGCACUGGUCUCCCUACUGGAGAGGCAGCUUGCCGGAGCCACCCAGCAGUGCCGCUGUUCCUGCCGAGAAGCUGUGCGGGUGCUCCUGGGUUUGGGCUUCUGCGCUGGGGGAGAGGGAGGGGAAAGACUAUCCUGCACGUUUCUUAUUUCUUCCUCUUUUUCACUGAUGGAGUGGGGGAGUGGGAGGGGUAGAGAGUUCGUCUUGAUCACUCCUCUGAGACUGGUGAGGCAGCAAUCGCUAAAUCACUUUUUGCGCUAGCUUGGUCCUGGGGGAGUGCUUCCCGGGCUGGAGCUGAGAGGGAUCUUCUAGCAUGCACAGGGGAGGUUUUAAAGUCCAACGGCUCUGGUUGUGUGUUUUUGUGUUGUGACAACACUAGUGAGAGCUUGAGGCGUGAUCUAGCCAUGCCUGGUCUGAGUCUCUCACAGACCUAUCGGGGCAGGGAUUCGUUGGGGGGCUCCAGCCAGUAGGGCUCUUCACGGAGUAAGAAUAUAAAGGGGGUUACAGUAGGAUUUAAUAGGAGUUGCUUGAAUUCAUGUCCACAAAGGCCUAGCUUUAAGCUUAGGGCUGAGCAAACCAGUUUGAGCAAAGGCAGAGUUGAUAUAAAUGCUCUUGAGUUUGGCAAACUUCCAGUUUUCCCAAACCUGAGAACUUUCUAACCUUAUCUGGAGUUAGAGAGUUGAGCAUAACAUUUCCCAAAGCAACUAAGUGGUCUACAAGCCUAAAUCACGUUGAUUAAAUCAGUGACACCUGGUUGUUUGUAAAUCACAUAAGAGCUUUUGGAAAUAUUAUUCACAGUGUUUUGAAUUGCUCAGAACUCAAGAGACAGUUGACAGAACCGAGUCAGCAAGUCUUCCAGGCAGGAGGGAACCACGGAGGCUUCUGAAUUUUCAUUUGCUCUCCUUUCACCGCUGCCCUGUCCUGAAACCCAGCUCACCUUCAAUACCCUCCUUACGUUGUACUAUAGUUUCUGUAUUAUUAACAUUGGUGAGAGCCCUGUUCAUCUGCAUCGUGUGUUACGGAAGCAGUGAGGCACAUUCCCUGCUUUGGCGAGUUUGUAGCUGAAGGAUUUAGCUGUGCUUACAGAUCCACAUUUUGCUCCUGGAGAGCCAAGACCUCUGUGCAUGGAGCCAUCCACUUCGCUGGGCUGGAGUCGGUAAACGUGCGCUGGGGGAGCAAGGAGAGAGCAGUAGCGGGAAGGAGGAUAAAGGGAGUUUUAAGCAACGCUGGAAAGCAGAAGAGAGUGUUUUCCAAGGCUCUCAGGGAGUGACUGUAGAGAUUCCUGUUGAUUUCCAACACUUUGGAUUUGGUCCUGGGGUUAAGGAGUGGCAGCCCAUGAGUGACAAAGCUGCAGGUAGCAAGAGAAGCAGAUCAUUACCAGCCAUGACCCCCGACAGGGCAAAAUAGCCAGUAAAAUCCUGGCUCCCCAAAAUUCAGUGUGAAUACUGCCAGCAGUUUCAGUGGUGUCAAGAAAGUUUCUGGAAAAGGUGUUUGGGGCAGUGAGUGAGUAGAUGGUUAGUCACAGUAAAGUACAUACCUAGACAUCAUGUCCAACACGAAAUCCACCGUGAGCAUCCGGGGCAUGGUGGGAAAGAGUUUUCCAGGUGAGCCGUGGGAAGACAGCUGAGCACAGCGAGCAGACAGUCUGCAAAUGUCCCCUUUCCCCAUCCUGUGCAGCUCAUCAGUUUGCUGUUACAACCAUUACUCAUCCCUUGGAGAGGUCUGGCGUGGCCAGUAGGGACUGGCCUGAACACACUCCUAAUCUCUGCAUUCUCCCAUCCAACCCGGGCAUGAUAAAUCUGCUGCUCCCAAAGCCGCCUUCUGCCUGUUCCCAGUCUUCGCCUGCAACCUUGGAUUUGGAAGCCUGAAGGCAUCUGUUGCAGCCCGGGGAUCUGGCUAGAGAACAGUAGUGCAUUACCAAAAAAUCAAAUGCAGAUGCUCAGCACCUCUCCAGAGAGCCCAGAUUUCAGAUUGAUUAAAUGCCCAGAGCUCUUCAAAGUUCUGCUAAAUCCUCCCACAGCUGCAGGGUUUAUCCAGCAUAGGGACUGAGACAAUUUCUCAGGUACCCGUUAAUCAGACUUGAUGUGGGGGACGGCCUGACACGGAGCUGACUGCGGGUUUUGAACGUGUUGCACAUCAGAUUUAACCCCUGGCAGGACGUACAGUGUAGCCUAAGAACAAGCCAUGCUGCAGCAGUUCUGCUGAACGUACAAUGCCUUAUGCUGUACAUGUUGUAGCCUCUUUGCGGUAACCUAAUGCCGGGCUGAUUUCUGUCCUCAGGCAGGCAGGACGCUUCUCUCUGAGGAAAGAAUAUGGCCCCAAAUGAUGCCCUAAAUGACAUAUCUUAGGAUAGGCUGGAGGAGCAGUUAAUUUGAUGUAACCACAUUUGCGACUUCACCGAAUUCGUCUCCUCCCCUUGUUGUUUUAUCUGCAUUUUUAAACCAAACUCUAACUGUGUGAUUUUUUUUUUAAUCUAAUUUGCUGUCAGAAUUACUGUCUCAUUAUAGAAAAUUGAAAAGAAAAUACAGUAUUUUCCCCCUUA
Dromaius novaehollandiae (emu) is the source of this 4245-nucleotide messenger RNA. RefSeq names its product cathepsin D (gene CTSD). Gene Ontology annotation, biological process: proteolysis. Bases 201 to 1397 code for a protein of 398 amino acids. Gene Ontology annotation, molecular function: aspartic-type endopeptidase activity. Gene Ontology annotation, cellular component: lysosome. NCBI's taxonomy places the organism in Eukaryota, Metazoa, Chordata, Aves, Casuariiformes, Dromaiidae. The transcript is spliced from 9 exons. The record is from RefSeq and is a predicted model, not a curated record.